AUGGCUUCACCUCAAACUCAGCAGCAGCAAUCCCUGGAGGCGGAACUGCCUCAGUGGACAGAGUCCUCCGCUGGCACUGACUCAGAGCCUCAGACCUCUACUCGUACUGACCAUCGUGGCCGCUCCGUUGGGCGGCAUCACCUGGUAGAAGACCUCCGAAGGUCUUUGUACAGCCACGACGAGGCUCAUGUCCGAUACAAUCCGUACCCACAGACCCCCAGUAGUCACCGUUACCUCGAUGCCUUUGGCUCGACAGACGUCAUACAGGCACUCUCACGUAACUUCCCCUUGGCCAUAGCUAUCUCAGCCGAGCCUAUCCAGCAGUCCAAGCUCGCUACUCUCUCUGUCCGCACCAUCACAGAGAUGCUCAAAGCUGAGGGGGUGUCGCGCGCUGCUCGCCGCAGGGAGCUCACCACAAUGAAGAUCCAAAUCGCAGAGAAGCAACGACAGAUCGCCUUACUCAAGUCGCUCGUCCACUCUCAGGAAAGCUGUAUCCAGCUAGCCGAUGUCCAUUUCGGUCAGCUGGAGAAGCAUGCCCGCCAGCGCGACAUCGAUGUUGAUGCUUGCAUCCACGAGGAUGAGGAGAGCGUCAACCGCUACUUGGAGGGUGUGGAGCCACAGUCCCCGGCUCAUGACUCUGAGGAGAGCGAGGACGAUGAAGAGGGCGAAAGGAGCAGUGACGGUCUUGAUAUGUCCAGCUCUGACACCGCUGUCAUGGUGGACGGAUUUGGCGGAUACGAAGCUGUCAAGAAGGCCUAA
This is a messenger RNA of Fomitopsis serialis, 759 nucleotides long. RefSeq lists its product as uncharacterized. The transcript is spliced from 2 exons. Lineage: Eukaryota; Fungi; Basidiomycota; Agaricomycetes; Polyporales; Fomitopsidaceae. The record is from RefSeq and is a predicted model, not a curated record. Bases 1 to 759 code for a protein of 252 amino acids.